AUGCGUCGUAUGCGUCGUGGUAAACGUCCGGUGCCCUUGACGCCGCGAAGCUUCCAUGUAGCUAUCGCCGAAGCCGUCAGAGGCUACGAUCCUACUGCACCAGGACCAUCCGAGGGUCAGGGGGCUUCAGUUGUCCAGCCUCCUUACGAACCGCAUGGAACGCCAGUCGUUAGCCCGCCUGUUGUCCAGGUACCUUACGAGCUUGACGGGACUCCGAUCGACCCUUCUUCUCAAAACGGAAGCACUUGUGUCAAGGGAUGUGACAAGAAGUGUCCCAAGAACAAGUGUGUAAAGGCUACACGUCGUACAGCCUCUUUCAGAGACGAUAGCUCUACCCAGGCCGAGACCAGCGAGUCUGAGGCUCAAACCAGCGAAGGCAGCAGCAAGGCGCCUUCCGAGGCCAAGAAGACCAACAGCAACAAAUCCUCCAAUGCAAACUCCACCGAGGAUGAGUCUGAAUCACAGACUGAUGAGGCCUCAGCUCCAGAGGCAGAGGCAAGCUCGGCCAAUGAGGACCCAAACUGGACAAUCUCCCAGGACUGCCUCCUUCGCGGGAUGAAGGAGGGCGACUCACCACUCCCCUGGACCGAGAUCGCGACCGCCCUAGGAAAAACAAAGACCGAGGUGGCCGAUCGCUGGAACCUCAUCAAGGAUCUCCCCACCGAGAAAGAGCCCGAGGUUUCUUCUUCUGACGAUACCACGGAUUCAAACGACGACACCAGCGGCGAUGCCGAUGAUGAAUCCGAGAGUGACACCGACCAAGAGUCGAACGAAGAAGAGGACGAGGAAGUCGAAGUUGAAGGGUCUGACGAUGAUGAAGAAGACGAAGAGUCUGAAGAAGACUCCGAUGUUGACUACGACGACUCUGAUGAUGACGACGAAGAAGAGUAUGAAGAAGCCAGCACCAAGGGCAAGGGAAAGAGUCCAAUCCACAACAAGUGGCACACCGGUAUCCGCAACGAAAAGAUUGCUGCCGAGAACAAGCAGGCAAAGGCCAACGCAAAGGCCAAAGCCGCUCAGCGAGAUGACCACUCCUCCUCCGGUGAGGAUGCUUCCUCCGAAUCGUCCGAUGUUGAAUCCAGCAGCUCCGAUUCCCAGGUCAUCAUCUGUGAUUCCGACAAGCGCGCUGACAUGCGCUAUCUCCAGGACCGUGUGUACAAGUUGCUCUACCCGCCAGAGAUUCACCCCGAACCUGACGAGAACUUCUGUAAGAAGGACUGCGAGCUGCUCGGAUCUAUUGACAGCAAAUAUAAGAACCGCUGGCUUGAAAUGCAGGCAAACUUCUUCAACGUCACAGGCCGCUUGAUCCCCCUGGAGUUGAUCCGAGCCAAGUGUGAGCGCGCCGAGGCUGAACGUGCCGAGAAGGAGGCCAGACGUGCCAAGAGGGCCGCUGAGCGUGAGAAGGAAGAUCGCGAAAAGGUCAAGGAGUGGAUUCAAGAUGUUCCUGAUGAGGAUGAGUCCGACGAUUCUGGUGAGCCCGAGGAGGAAGACAACUCUGAGGAGUCUGGUGAGGAGUCUGGUGAAGAAUCCGGUGAAGAGUCUGAUGAGGAUUCCGAGGAGGAUUCUGAAGAAGACUCCGACGACUCUGAUGACUCUUCGAAUUCCGAGUCUUGA
This is a messenger RNA of Fusarium keratoplasticum, 1614 nucleotides long. RefSeq lists its product as uncharacterized. The record is from RefSeq and is a predicted model, not a curated record. The transcript has a single exon. Lineage: Eukaryota; Fungi; Ascomycota; Sordariomycetes; Hypocreales; Nectriaceae. Bases 1 to 1614 code for a protein of 537 amino acids.